Messenger RNA from Phlebotomus papatasi, 2299 nucleotides. It is a transcript of the gene Mo25, whose product is annotated as protein Mo25. Lineage: Eukaryota; Metazoa; Arthropoda; Insecta; Diptera; Psychodidae. The transcript is spliced from 4 exons. Bases 643 to 1650 code for a protein of 335 amino acids. The record is from RefSeq and is a predicted model, not a curated record. Gene Ontology annotation, biological process: intracellular signal transduction. Gene Ontology annotation, molecular function: protein serine/threonine kinase activator activity.
AUUUUGGGACAGCGCACCACGAACUGUCAUAAAUGUCACAGUGUUGUCAUUUAUUGGAAAAAUUCUGUGGCGAUCGAAUGAAAAAAUUGCAGCAAAAAGGGUGGAAAAGUGCAUUAAAACUGGCGAUAUUGCGACUAAUUGUGUCACCAAGUGUUGCUCCAGAGUGCACAGUGUGAAAACAAGUGGUUAUAUUGUGUGAAAAUAUCGUGUAAAUUGGUGAUAUUUGGCCUUUUUCAACACCUUACUCGUCCCCCCGGAUUGAGCUUUUUCUUGCGGGCGAGAGUCAAAAGAAAAAGACCCAUCUCGCGCGCUAGGCUAUUUUUCUCGAUUGUUUUUGCAGCUCAAAACAUCAUCCAGGGUGGAUAGAUAGUGAGAAAUCUCCCAGUGAAUUGAUGUGUCCAUGAAGGUGAUUGUGGUGCUCAAGUGAUUCGGGAAGAAUUAAUUGAAAUAUUGAGUAGUUUUUCCUGUGUUACUCUCUCUCUUGGUACGGGUAAAAAGUUUUUGGUGGCGUGUUUGGGAAUCGGGCGUUAAUUGAUUUUCACUGCAAUUUCUUGUUUGCGCUGCUGGGUGUUAGAAAUUACCUGUAGGUGAUAACUAUAAACAAAACUUCCUGGCCACCAAACCAUCAGCACAGUCACAAGGAUGCCUCUCUGGAAAUCACAGAAGUCUCCGGCAGAACUGGUGAAGGCUCUCAAGGAGUCAGUUAAUUCACUUGAACGGGGUGACAAGAAGGCAGAGAAGGCUCAAGAGGAUGUCAGUAAGAAUCUAGUACUUAUCAAGAAUAUGCUGUACGGAACUUCAGAUGCUGAACCACAGACAGAUUACAUCGUGGCCCAAUUGUCUCAGGAGCUGUACAAUAGUAAUUUACUGCUGUUGCUCAUACAAAACCUCAACCGGAUUGACUUUGAGGGGAAGAAGGAUGUGGCGCAGGUCUUCAACAAUGUACUGAGACGACAAAUUGGCACGAGAUCACCAACAGUUGAAUACAUCUGUACAAAGCCAGAGAUUUUAUUCACACUGAUGGCUGGGUAUGAGCAUCAGGAGAUUGCACUAAAUUGUGGUACGAUGCUUCGUGAAUGUGCAAGAUAUGAGGCAUUGGCCAAAAUAAUGCUGCAUUCGGAUGAAUUUUUCAAUUUUUUCCGCUAUGUCGAAGUAUCGACAUUUGACAUUGCUUCAGAUGCAUUCUCCACAUUUAAGGAGCUGCUGACGAGGCACAAGAUUCUCUGUGCUGAGUUUCUUGAGACAAACUAUGAUAAAGUGUUUUCGCACUAUCAGCGACUACUGAAUUCGGAAAAUUAUGUCACACGGAGGCAAAGUCUCAAGCUGCUCGGAGAGUUGCUGCUGGACAGGCACAACUUUACGGUUAUGACAAAGUACAUUUCGAAUCCGGACAAUUUGAAGCUUAUGAUGAAUAUGUUGAAAGAGAAAUCGAGAAAUAUACAAUUUGAAGCCUUCCAUGUAUUCAAGGUAUUUGUGGCGAAUCCAAAUAAACCGAAGCCAAUACUGGACAUUUUGCUGCGAAAUCAGGAGAAGUUGGUAGAUUUUCUCACGAAAUUCCACACAGAUCGAUCCGAAGAUGAACAGUUUAAUGACGAAAAAGCUUAUCUUAUUAAGCAAAUAAAAGAACUCAAGCCAGCCCCUGAACAAUAGUGAAAUAUUUAACAUUUAAUAUCAAUUAAUAUUAUUGAGAAUAAAAAAAUAAAUAAAUAAAUAAAGAAGAAUACUAUAUUCAGAAAAAUAUGCAAACCUAAUAAAGAAAAAAAAUAUUAUUGAUAAUUAUUAUUAUACAAUAAUGAGCUGAUGGAACACACUUUUGACGGUGAAAUAUAAUAAUAAUGUAAUAUUUAGAGAGAUGAAAAGCAAAAACAGAAAACUUUUAAAAGGAAGAAGAUGAGAAAAAACAAUAUAUUGUAAUUAAAAUUAAAGGAAUUUUAGAAAAUAAAGAAAUAAACGAAAGGAUGAUGCAAAAAAAACUUUUUAAAAUGGAAUUGGCAGGAUUGGAUUCUCAUAAAUUAAUCUGAUUUUAAUUAGACGAGAAAUUAUUGAAAAAAAAAUGUAUCUUAGAACUUGUUUCUUCUUAGUACAGUUUCCAAUAUAAAAAAGGGAUGUUUGAUAGACAAAAAAAAUAAUAAUAAUAAAUCAUUAUUAGCUGAUGACAGAAAAAAAAACUUGUUCCUACGUUCUUAAAAGUAAACAAAAAAAAUAGUGAAGAGAGAAAGGGCGAUAGAGUGAAGGUAAAAUGAGAAAAAGCAAAUAUAAAUCUGUACUGAAUUUCGUGAAUAAAAAAAGAAAAAAUAAA